Molecule: messenger RNA, 187 nt
Organism: Racocetra persica
Lineage: Eukaryota; Fungi; Glomeromycota; Glomeromycetes; Diversisporales; Gigasporaceae
Source: the annotation of a GenBank genome assembly
GCUAAAAUUUGGUGGAAAAAUUGUUGUCCUGAGAUUAAAAUUUUAAAUGAAAAAGAAGUACUUAGUUAUUUUAAAAAUAUACAAAACAAAAAGAAAGAAACAAAAGUGAUUAAAUAUAUAAAUUCAGAAGCUAAAGAAUGUUCUAUUGGUAGUAAUAUUAAAAUGAAGGGAUUUAAAGCUGAAAAAU